AUGUCGGAACGCUUAUUGCUCCAUGACGACGAAGGAAGGCCCAUGGCCUUCUACAUCAGUCCACUGGACCCAAACAGAGAAAAGUAUCACAAGAUCAUCACCGACAACGGAGGAUACAUUGAGCCCAGCGAGACCAUUGCCCUCAAAACCGGGUACAUCCAACUUCUGUCGUAUCCUGUUCCCAACAGAGAGACGUUUCUGUUUCAAUUCAUUGACGACUAUGUGACAAGGGGCCAGACAGUGUAUUUGGAGGCGUACAAGUAUCCUCCUGGCAAGAGACGCCAUGAUGAGGCUUUGGAUGAACAAGACGUGGAAACAGCCAAGGCCAUGGCACAGGCGAUGAGCAAGAAGGCUAAGGGCCCGCCAAAGUCUACGACAAAGUUUACUGCUGCAGCUGACAAUUACAUCUUGGAGCAGGUGCGGUUGAAGCCUCGCUACAGAACGUCGCACAAGUUCUUUGAACAAUUGGCCAAGCACGAUUUGCUUAGGGGACACACGGGCAAUUCUGUCCGGUCGAGAUACCGUGCUCAUUUGGAACACAAGUUGCUGUACGUGUACAAGACAGACGAAAACGACAACUUGCUCUAUGACGACAAAGGAAAGCCGAUAGUUUUGGAGGUGAGCGAGGCCAAGACGAUGAAAAACAGGUUCACGGCUGACGACGACUACAACUUAUGUGUAAGCAUUAUCAACCACGUGUUGAACACCCAGGACCACGAUACUCUUCAUACGGCCGACGACAAGACUAGGCUUCCUGAAGAUCAGCUCAACGAGGCGAAUUUUUCAGUGUCGAUUUCGUUUUUUGACGAGUUUGCUCGCACGAACACAAAUCACUCGUCUCUGAGUUGGAGGGAUAGGUACAGGAAGUUUGCCAGAGUCUACGGCCUCCAGAGGUACAGAGACGAUUACCAAAGAGCGAUUGAGGCAGGAGAAAAGCCUCAGCCAAUGAAGAAUUUGACCUCAAGGGAGUCCAAGAGCGAGAAGAAAGCGCAACUCUCGGCAAAGAAGCUACGUGCUCAGGCGUAUGCUCCGCCAAGAAUGGACAUUCACGACCAGGCGCUCUUGGCGAGCGAGUUGGGCCACCACCAGCACCAUCUCUCACACCAGCUUGAUUCUGCAGGCGUGGCUGCUGUUGCAAAUUUGGCUGUCGGCCAGAGAGCUUUGGACGAGGAAAUCGGAGGAAAAAAUACCAAUGACAAUAUCGAUGAUGCUCUUCAUAACGUUGGAGUAGACUCGGACCGUGUUCAGAUCGACGACCAGCUCACUGAUGUGCGUGCUUUAGGUAUUCACGACUUUGACGGGCUUGAGUUAAAGGUGGAUGCUGACUCCCAAGACCCGUGGGCUCGCUACAUGGUCUACUUGCCUCGUGACGUACAUUCCAAGGCCUUGUUCACUGACAAGUUUCUUUCUGAGCCCCACGCUAUCGAUGACGCUAGAAGCUUGUUGACCAAGUUGGGGGAGGAUGCCUUCGGCGUGCUCUUCGACGAGUUUGAAAAAUUGGGUUUCACAAGGGCGUUUGUCGGACACAUUCUCAAGGUCACCAGCAGCAGUGUGCGCUACAUCAACGACUACUUACUUUUGCUCCGUGACGCCCUCAAUAAUGGAGACAUGGAUAUGAGCAGUGUUUUGUUCCCGCGUGGCCACAACGGCUUGUGGACCCCUGAAAGCGAUCUUUGGUUGAAAGAGGGCCACAUGGAGCGGUUGAUGUUCCACGAUGGGGACAGCAUCGAGCUUCGUCGCCAAUUCCUCGGCCUUUAA
Molecule: messenger RNA, 1758 nt
Organism: Candidozyma auris
Lineage: Eukaryota; Fungi; Ascomycota; Pichiomycetes; Serinales; Metschnikowiaceae
Gene: RAP1
Product: DNA-binding transcription factor RAP1
Exons: 1
Coding region: 1-1758 (585 amino acids)
Biological process (GO): telomere maintenance via telomere lengthening; regulation of DNA-templated transcription
Cellular component (GO): shelterin complex
Molecular function (GO): telomeric repeat DNA binding
Source: RefSeq, a predicted model, not a curated record